AACCAGCGAAGAAGAAAAAGUUGCGCUUGACGUUAAUUCUGCCAGCGAUGGAUGUUCAGCUUCCACCACACGAGGGCGCCAAGCUCUCCGUGGUCGACAUGCACACUGGUGGCGAGCCGUUGCGCAUCGUCGUCAGCGGCUACCCCGAGGUCAAAGGCGGCACGGUGCUGUCCAAGCGGCGUUACAUGCGGGAGCGCUUGGACCACCUGAGGAGGGCACUGAUGUACGAGCCGCGGGGCCACUAUGACAUGUACGGCGCUCUGGUGGUGGACAGCGAGCUGGCGGAGGCCCACCUGGGCGUGCUGUUCAUGCACAACGAGGGCUACAGCACCAUGUGCGGGCACGCCGUCAUCGCGCUGGGACGCUUCGCCGUGGACUACGGGCUUGUGAAGGAGCCACGCUCGCCCGAGACAGUGGUGAACAUUCACUGCCCGUGCGGCCUGGUGAAGGCCUUUGUUGAGUAUUCGGAAGGAAAAACGGGGGCAGUGAGGUUCCUCAGUGUUCCGGCCUUUGCCUUCGCUACAGAUGUGACAGUCACGGUGGAAGGCUUUGGCGACGUGGCGGUGGACAUCGCAUACGGAGGAGCCUACUACGCCUUUGUAGACGCAAAGAGGUUCGGUCUGGACGUAUCCAAGUCCAGGACUCGAGACCUGGUGGAUGCUGCCACAGCUGUCACCACGGCGGUCAAGGCACAGGUGAAGCUCCACCAUCCAGUCAGCGAGGACCUGGCCUUCCUCUACGGCACCAUCCUCACCGAUGGAAAAGAUGACUAUACCCCGGAAGCUACCGCCAACGUCUGUGUGUUCGCAGAAGCUCAGGUGGACCGAAGCCCGACCGGUUCCGGCGUGACAGCGCGAGUGGCCCUCCAGUAUCACAAAGGUCUCCUCCAGUUGAACCAGUCCAGGACGUUCCAGAGCGGAGCGACGGGAUCUCAGUUCAGAGGGAAAGCUGUCGAGGAGACCACGUGUGGAAACUUCAAGGCAGUGGUGGUGGAGGUCGCCGGCAGAGCGUUUUACACAGGAGUUUCUAGUUUCGUGCAGGAGCCAGAAGACGAACUGACGCAUGGAUUUCUGCUGAAGUGAGCGUCCUUUCCACAGCGUUGUUCUCCGUUGGCCACUAGAUGGAGCUGUGACUUCUCAAAGCGUACUGUAUGAGCUUUCAGGCACAGACAUGCAUGCUUUACGUUCAUUAAAUAUGUACCACCACGAGAUAAACAUUUGGAUUUUCUCUUGCAUUGCUGCCGCAGGUGAGAAAGGAACAUAUCACUGUCAGUGAAAAGCAUAUAUCUGUAUACCAUAUAUCUAUUUUGAGUUUUUUUGUGUUUUUUUCCACCUGAAACGUAUGGAAGCCCGUUUCCGCCACUGAAAGAAAAAAAAUAUCCCAAUGAUAAGUCAUAACUAUGAGAUAAAAAGUCAUAAUAAUGACAUAAAAAGUAUAAAUUUUGAGAUAAAACGUCAUAAUUAUGAGAUAAAAAAUUUAAAAUUUGAGAUAAAACGUCAUAAUUAUGAGAUAAGUUGAAAUUAUGACAUACAAACUGCCUUCUUCACUGGAGCCUUCGUUACAUGCGCAGUUUGUCAGAAUUUUGACAUUAUCUCAUAAUUUCGACUUUUUAUCAUACUUCUGACUUUCUUCUCACAUAAUUAUGACUUUGUCAUCAUUUUGACUUUUCUUAUCUCAUAAUUAUGACUAUCAUUUCGACUUUUUAUCUCAUAAUCAUGACUUUUUAUCUGAUAAUUGUGACUUUCCUAAGUCAUAUGACUUGAAAGAAACACAUUUUCUGAAUAAUAAAAAAAAAAUGGCGACACAAACAAUGUUAAAGAAUAAAAGCAUGUACUGAAUUGGUUGGGUAUGUUUUUUAAUGGCAUGUAGCAUUGUACAUUAUGAUUUUUAGAUGUGCAAGUGUGUAACAAGCACGCAACCUUUUUAUACAGAUACAGUAUACGUCCUCUAUGACAUUAGUGACUUUUAGGCCCAGGCCUGGAGAGUACCAACUUGACAUUAAAUCAACAGUUAAGGCCAGCUCUUAACAGGAAUAAGUAAAAACAAACAUGAUCUGAUAUAUAUUUA
Dunckerocampus dactyliophorus (ringed pipefish) is the source of this 2067-nucleotide messenger RNA. RefSeq names its product trans-L-3-hydroxyproline dehydratase. The transcript has 6 exons. Gene Ontology annotation, molecular function: hydro-lyase activity. The coding region runs from base 48 to 1082 and encodes 344 amino acids. NCBI's taxonomy places the organism in Eukaryota, Metazoa, Chordata, Actinopteri, Syngnathiformes, Syngnathidae. The record is from RefSeq and is a predicted model, not a curated record.